Molecule: messenger RNA, 6111 nt
Organism: Limanda limanda (common dab)
Lineage: Eukaryota; Metazoa; Chordata; Actinopteri; Pleuronectiformes; Pleuronectidae
Gene: rev1
Product: REV1 DNA directed polymerase
Exons: 21
Coding region: 280-4521 (1413 amino acids)
Biological process (GO): error-free translesion synthesis; error-prone translesion synthesis
Cellular component (GO): nucleus
Molecular function (GO): deoxycytidyl transferase activity; DNA-directed DNA polymerase activity; damaged DNA binding
Source: RefSeq, a predicted model, not a curated record
UGUUGAGGAGCAGACAUGGCGAGGCAGCGUGACAGAGUGACGGGAUCUCAGGUCGUCUGAGGCGGAUCCGAGGAGCAGGUCGAGCCGGAGCAGCGGAGCGGAGCGGCCGGAGGAGGAGGAUCCCGCUCCUUCUUCUUCUUCUUCUUCUUGUUUCCUUUCGGCUCUGCUCGUCGCUCUUCCCUCGGCUGAUCGGAGCGCUCACGACGGCUGUGCUCACUCGUGUCUGCAGAGAGAAGUGUGGACAACAACCCGCCGUGACAGGAACAAAGGUAACUCAGGAUGAGUCGAGAUGUAUGGAUUAAGAAGAAAGCCAAAGCCAGUGAUGACAGUGGUUGGGCUGAAAUGGGCGGCUACAUGGCGGCCAAAGUCUCCAAGCUAGAAGAGCAGUUUAAGCUUGACGCCCCCAGGGAAAAACAGAAGCAAGGCAUAUGCUCCACCAUCUUCAGCGGAGUGGCCAUUUAUGUCAAUGGCUACACAGACCCAAGUGCGGAUGAGCUGCGCAGACUGAUGAUGCUGCACGGAGGCCAGUUCCACGUCUACUACUCGCGCUCCAAGAUCACACACAUCAUCGCCAACAACUUGCCCAACAGUAAAAUCAAGGAGCUCAAAGGGGAGAAGAUCAUCAGGCCGCAGUGGAUCACGGACAGUGUGAAGGCUGGGCAUCUCCUGCCGUACCUGCAGUACCAGCUGUACACCAAGCACAACGGCCCGCUGUUCCCUGGCAUGCCGCUGCGCCAGAUCUCAGAGAUCGCAGGACCGAGCAACGGGCCGCUGCAGCCCGGCGUCAAUCACAAGCUCCACCUGCAGCAGCACAGCGCACAACACUCUGCUCCCAAACAGGACCACCCGUCAUCCAGCCACCAGAAUGAAGCCAACCCAACACCCAGCCACAGCCAACCUCAGUCCGUCCAGCGCAGCUCUGCAGCUUUCCUCAUGAGCCCCCAGCCAAGUCACUUAGCGUCCAGUCACCUCAAUAUAGACCCCAGUCACAGAGGCCCUUUACAACCCCACUCAAUGUUAAACCCAAGCAGCACAAAGCCCCCACAGUCUCCUCUUCAGACACCUCACCGUUGUCUCAGCAACCAGAGAGCCGGCCAACAGCAACCUCAGAGCAACACCUGCCAGAGCGGCUGCAAGGAAGUGGACUUAAAAGUAAAUGGAUCCUUGCAGACCUCAGCUGACGUGAUAAUGAGCCAUUCCAAAAUGAACAAAAUGCAACAGUGUGGCAAAGAUCUUUACCCACAGGCGGUAAAGCAAGUGCCCCUGACCAAUGGACACGUUCAUCAUGUUAAUGGUGCCUUAAAGCCAGAGGACCUGUCUCCUGUUUCAGACGACCCCUCCGUCGACGAGGAACUGCCUGACUACAGAGUCCAGAGUCCUGAUAUUAAACCUCAGAAUCCUCCGGUGCAGUGUCAGGCCAAACCCGACCCGUAUGAGUUUCCCCACAGUCCUCCGAAGCAAUCUGACCAGUGGCCUGUCUGUUUGGAGGAGUCCAGCUCUCAAGCAGCCAACGAGCAGAGACAUAAACCACCACCCUCCUACCAGGAGGCUAUAAAAGCCAGCGAAAGCCACCUAAUCCCAAAACAACUUCAGCCAUCCCUUCGGGUGGAUUCACCCCCUGAAAAGACUCAUCUAUCCUCCGCAUCUCAAUCUCUUUCACAUUCCCAUGUUCGACUGAACGGAAGUCACCACAAUGCCUUUUCAUCAGAUCCUGAAUCGUUCAAUACAACCAUCACUGACAAGCCGCCAUCAUCAUUCACGUCGGCGUCAAAGUCUUCAGCUCAGCUGCAGACAAAGACAAAUGAUUUGAUCUCCGAGUUCUACUCUCACUCACGUUUGCACCAGAUCUCCACGUGGAGGACCGGCUUCUCCGAGUAUGUCAACGAACUGCACAGCAAACGAAAAGCAGCAGGGGGCGCCUCCUUUCCAGGGAAAGAGCGACUAAGGAAAUGUGUGGCACUGCGCUCUUCAGACAGUCAAGGUACAUCAGCAGCCACAAAUGUUAAAUCUUGUAUCCUUCACGUGGACAUGGACUGUUUCUUUGUGUCUGUGGGGAUCCGACAUCGACCGGACCUCAAAGGAAAGCCUGUCGCUGUGACCAGUAACCGUGGACAGGCCAGAGUGCCCCUUAGACCAGGGGCCAACCCUCAGCUGGAGCAGCAGUACUACCAGAGGAAACGCACUCUUCCUCCAACAGAUAGAAAUGAUGAGGAUCUACAGGGAACUCCAUCACAGCAGAGUCCGGAGGCACAUGUAAACGGAGUGGACCAGGACCCUGCUGUUAUGUCAAUGGCAGAGAUUGCAUCUUGUAGUUAUGAGGCGAGACAGGCAGGCGUGAGGAACGGGAUGUUUUUCGGCAAAGCGAAACAGUUGUGCCCCUCGCUGCAGUCCGUCCCGUAUGAUUUUGAGGCUUAUAAAGAGGUGGCUCUCAGCAUGUAUGAGACUCUGGCAAGUUACACCCAUGACAUUGAGGCUCUGAGCUGCGAUGAAGUGUUGAUAGACGGUUCUGCUCUGCUGACUGAGUUGGGCAUCAACGCGGAUGAUCUUGCUGAAGCUAUUAGAGCAGACAUCAAGGAGAAGUCAGGAUGCUGCGCCUCAGUGGGCAUGGGCUCCAACAUCCUGUUGGCUCGGCUGGCGACGCGAAAGGCCAAGCCGGACGGGCAGUACUUCUUAAAGUCUGAAGAAGUGGAUGAUUUCAUCAGGGACUUGCCAGUAACCAGCUUACCAGGUGUUGGGCCUGUUAUGGGCAGGAAGUUGGCUGCUAUGUCCGUGAGGUCAUGUGGGGACCUCCAGCAGUUGUCUCUGUCUCAGCUGCAGAAGAAGUUUGGACCCCGGACCGGACAGACCCUGUUCCGUUUCAGCAGAGGCCUGGAUGAUCGGCCCGUCCGCUACGAAAAGGAAAGAAAGUCUGUCUCGGCGGAGAUGAACUACAACAUCCGCUUUACAAGGAUUGAUGAGGCAGAGAGUUUCCUGAAUAACUUGUCCAUGGAGGUUCAAAGACGUUUACAAGAAGCAGGGCUGCGGGGUCGCAGACUUACGCUCAAGGUCAUGGUUCGCAAGGUUGGGGCUCCACUGGAGUCGGCUAAAUAUGGUGGUCAUGGCAUCUGUGAUAACCUGGCCAGGACUGUGAUGCUCCCUCAAUGCACCGACAGUGGCCAGCUGAUCUCCACUGCAGUCAUGAAGCUGUUCCACGCCAUGAAGCUGCAGGUUCAGGACCUGAGAGGCGUCGGCAUCCAGGUCCAGCUCCUUGAGGGAAAUCACUCUGUCCCUCAGGACUCCACAGGCCAGCGGACACGCUCCAUCAAAGAGCUGUUACUCGGUCAAGGAAGUGCCAAAACCCACAACAGAGGUUCGUCUCGGGUUGAAGGUGCUGCAGAAAACGGCACGCAUCAGGAAAAGAUUGAGACCACAGCCUCAUCAUCUGGCUCCACUUCACACCCUCUGUCUCCCCCUGAGCCGGUCCCAGGGACAAGCAAAGACCAGCAGGCACGAACUCCGAAGAAUCCUCGAGCACGUCUCAACUUCAGUAUUGAAAUCCCCUCCCCUUCACAGGUGGACCGUUCUGUGUUGGAGGCCCUGCCUGCAGAGCUGAGGGAGCAAGUGGAGCAGUCGUGGAGUCAUCGGGACAGGAGACCAAACAAUCUUCGUUCACCGAGUCCACAGAGGUCUGCUCCUCCUCCUCCUCCUCUUCCUCCUCCUCAGUCAGCCUCUCUGAUGACGUGUCCGACCUCACCUCCUCGUCCUCCUGCCUCUGGACCUGCAGUGAACGCUCCACCCUUUGGAAGCUUGGUUCUGCAGAUUCCAAACCAGCCAGACACUCCGGGAAUUGUACUGGAGCUACCAAACUUCUCACAGGUUGAUCCGGAUGUUUUCGCUGCGCUUCCCAAAGAGCUUCAGGAAGAACUGAAGUCUGCCUAUAACCGCAUAACUGUCCAACCUCAGACAAUAAUGUUGGAGCAGAAGAACCCACUUAUGCAGCUCAAACAGUCAGUAGCAGGGGCCGGCGUCGGCCGUAUGAAGCGACGCUACAAGAGAAAAAAUGCAGCGAGUCCGGUUAAAAAAGGACCUUCUCCCACGAAGAGGCGUCCCACUACAAACAGCCCUGCUAAAACCCUGCCACCUCUUACAACAUCACGGGGAUCAAACAUGGCAAAGACUGAAAAUGUCCCCUCCGCAUCCCCCUCAAAACCACACAUCCCCGAGUCUCUGACCAAAUUCAUCCCUCGUCCUGCUCCUGCAUUGGCUGGAGCCUGUGACCUGACGGAUAUUAAAACCCUCCUUCGGGAAUGGGUCACCUCCAUAACAGAACCCAUGGAGGAGGACAUCCUGCAGGUGGUGAAAUACUGCACUGAUCUGAUCGAGGACAAAGAUCUGGAGAUGCUGGAUUUGGUUAUGAAAUAUAUGAAAAGACUCAUGCAGCAGUCGGUGGAGUCCGUCUGGUGUAUGGCUUUUGACUUUAUCCUGGACAACGUGCAGGUGGUUGUGCAACAGGCCUACGGUAGCACCCUGAAGAUAGCAUGAAGAACAAGGGGAAUCUGAUUCCACUGUGUUACCUUCACCACCUCUGGUUUCCCUACUUUGACGAAGACAUUUGACGAAGACAUCUGCAGCACAGAUUUUGACACCUCCUCAAUUGUGACGCCACUGCCACAUCUGCCAUGUAAUGGCCUCACAAACAGAAAGUAUGAGAUCCAUGACAGUAUUUAAUGAACGUAUGUACAGAACAUUGUUUUAUUGCUCUAAAAGAGACAUGUUACACAAUCUGAAGGACUGGUAAUGUUCUGAUUGAAGAAAUGAAAAACCAAGAACAGUGCUAAUUGUAGCAGUUUUUGAAAAUUCCUCGUUUUCUGAAGAUAGCUCUUUCUAUCCCCAACAAUCAGUUCCAUACGCAUGAGACAUUUUAUGGUAAGAUUUCUGCUGGCAGUACUUCAAUAUUUCUUACACACACACUUACGCAUUUUCAGUCCAGGUUUAAAAUAAUGACAUAAUCAUCAUGUUUAAACACAAAUCACAUUUUAGCAAUUUUUGACUUGUAGCACUGCUCAGAUAUCAAAAUUCUCCUAUAUAGCAUUUAUGUUUCUUUGGUGUUCGAUGCGAUCAACACCGAACUGUGAAAUAUCCACUACUGCUGCGUUUUAAAAAACUAAACAGACUCUGGUACAAGCAGUAGUAUGUUUUUCUCUUUCUUGUUCGUUGCAAAAAGUGCCAAAACCUGUUUAUUAUAAAAUGUAAAUAAUGUUUUUGAAAGAUCCUUGUUUAAAGUUUUAAAAGAAAAGAUGUAUGUAGAGGGCUUACCUCUUGUAUUGUUUACAUGUAGUGAAUUCUUAGUAACUGUCUUUAAAUUGUAAAUCUUCUCACUCUUUAUUCGUUUGUACGUGUUCCAACCUGGAAAUCAGAAGCUGGCCAAAGCACUUCACGUGAGGUUAACUGUUGAUUCUCAGUAGCACUCUGAUUCCAGAGGACUGGGGUUAUGGCAAUCAAUAAUUAGCCUAUGCAUCUCCUUUUUUCACUAACGAGUAAGAUGUCUCUUCGAGAUAAUGUAACGUUUCAUAUUCGCUUUGUACUUGGGAGUAAAUCUUGUUUUUUCAAUCUGUUUUCACUAGUUUCAUAAAUCUGAAUAUCAAAAUAAUGCUGGAUUUGCAUGGGAACAGGAGGUGUGAUCUUCUGUAACUUAAUAUUGCUGGAGAAAUGUGUGGCUACAUCAUUGUAUUUCUUUAAAUUGAACUGUUAUCACAGUGAUGAUGGUGAUCAGAGGUAAUCAGCAGAUGCGGUCGGCUGGCCUUCUCGUGAUCUCACCACGCAAGACAACCUGUGUGUGGUUGCAUAAGUUUGUUUAAAGCCGUUUCCCUAUAUGCAAACCAAAUCAAGCUGUCAUGUUUCUUUUUUUAAACUAGUUGAAAUGAAUGUAAUUCAUAAUGUGCAAGUGUCCACUCGCUCAUUUUCAAGAAGUUGCUUCACCUGUCAUAUCUUUCCAGAAGGGAAUGGCCAGGAGUUCAACUCGGCCAGUCUUGUCUUCUCUGAACUGGCUUGUGCCUGACGACCUUAAGCUGUGAACCUGUUUGUAAGUUUUUCUAAAUCUUGGUAAUAAACUGUAAACUCUGUAAUAAAUAA